Molecule: messenger RNA, 636 nt
Organism: Striga asiatica
Lineage: Eukaryota; Viridiplantae; Streptophyta; Magnoliopsida; Lamiales; Orobanchaceae
Source: the annotation of a GenBank genome assembly
AUGGAGUUAGUGGACAGCGAAGGCAGUGUAGUUUUCUUCGCAGGGCUCAAGCUCCGUGGCCUGUUCACAGCCUUGACGGGCCCGAUAAGGCAGAGUAAGCCUGACCCAGAGAUUCAGAUCUCAGCAGAGGACAAACCAGUUCAAGCUCAGGCACCAGAAAAGAGAAAAGUACAAUUGGCCCAAGCAAAGAAGUCCCGUGAUCUGAAAGAAGUAAUUUACUAUGAUGAAGUACCUGAGGAGGCAAUGGAUAUUUUCAGAAGCAGAGGUGGCCGCUAUCCAGACUCCGUCCACUUCCCAGAUCAUGUUAAGAACACCUUUCGACCAAAAGAAAACCUGCCUGGUUGGUUGUCCCAAUGGCGUCAAAUUCCUAGGAGGCCUUAUUUUAUAGGUAGCCUAGGUGAUGAGACAGCUGGCUACCAAGUAGCAGGAGGAAGACUUUGUUGGGAAACCACGGGGGCAUAUGAGGUGAGUUUAGUGACAGUGGCUGCUACCGCAUUGACUUCGGAAGAUUUUGAUGUGUUAAGGCUAACCAACACUUCUCCCUUCUCCAGAGCGAUUGAGUCCAAUAUUUUCACUCAAUCUGCUCAACGAGGAAAGAAGCAUCGUCGUCGAGCUGGCGAGAGAGAUCCUCUAUAA